This is a messenger RNA of Suillus subalutaceus, 1389 nucleotides long. RefSeq lists its product as uncharacterized. Lineage: Eukaryota; Fungi; Basidiomycota; Agaricomycetes; Boletales; Suillaceae. Bases 1 to 1389 code for a protein of 462 amino acids. The record is from RefSeq and is a predicted model, not a curated record. The transcript has 3 exons.
AUGAUUCUUCCGAGCUCAGAUGAAGAGUCACAUCGUCAAAAGCUUGGUGACGACAGCCACAGAUUUGGCAGCUUUGUGCCACCCCCAGACGUCAAUUUCGACAUGUGGUACGAAGGUAUGAUGCCCCCAGGAAGCUGGUCUGACAUGCCCGGGCCAGCCUCAGGUAUGGCACCGAAGCUCCAUAAAAACGAGUUGGACGCCCACAGCAGUUCAACUCCAGCCAGUGGGCCAAGUCAAGCUGAUCACACCUCCGCGGAAACUCCAUUAACCCCCGAAGAUUUUCUGGCCAUAAUCAUGAGCUUCGAUGACCCAGUUGACAGUGCCGCGGAGGCUGUGGUCACGGGAGCCCCGCAUUUGCACACCCUUGGAGUCGCUGGUGGUAUUCACGGCCGGUUGUCGGCCUUACGCUUUGACUCGCCGCCGUCAUCGCGCAGUCGAUACACUCCGUACAAAUUGCUCGACAGGCCUGCCGUUCACCGCGGCAGGAAUCACCAUGACCUCGGCGACGAUGUAGGACAACGCGACGCUGAGCUAUCAUGUCAUGACCUGACACCAGGUAUAUCGCCUGCCCCAGCAUCAUUAGCUAUUCCAGUAGCAGUCGCGGUACCAGUACCAGCCACGGUAUCACCUCCUGUAGCACCAUUGUCUACAACAUUCGUGUCGUCGCUACCUAUUACGGGGUGGUCCGGUCUUGAGACCCUACCCCAGGUGAAAUCGAGAGCCAGAGAAGGCAUGAAACGGUCGAUGUUCAACGGCUCGUUUCUGCUUUCAACUGAGACAAGAUCAGAAAAGGCGCUUGCCAGCCUUGCUGCCGUUGUAGCUACAUCAAAUAAUCCUGAAUUCGCCCAAUGGUCCGCCGGGGAUGAUGCCAAAAAGGACGCUGGAAAAAUUGGUGACACCGCGAAGAAUCUGAGGAGAAGAUUCAUGGAUAUAGUUCGGACGGCGGUUUUAUCUGGCUACAAUUUGAAUGAAGCCUUGGAAACCCAACCGCAGCCAGAGAUGGUGCUUAUCAUCCGUGACCUUCUCCAAGCCGAUGCGUUCCUGAACGGAGAUAUCGAGGUGGGAGGACAGAUCAUGCACGGCGUGCCCUUUGCAAAUAUUGUAGUGCGACAUUUUACGCAGCACGUGCUGUUCCACCAACUUAAGCUCCACCAAUAUGUUAGCCACGACCGAGACCUUGGGGCAUUGUUAGCCUUCAUUGGAACAUUGUUUGAGUGGGUAUUGAAAGAACUGUCCACUGGUGUCUUCUUGCCCAGAGACUUUGACCUGUCCCCCGCUAGGGUAGAAUUCGACAAAAAGCUAAAUGGUCUCUACACGUCAAUGGCGAGCGAUGUACGUAACGCCCUAGUUGCAGGUAUUUACACCCGAGGGGGGCAACCACUGCCUUAG